CACUCCCACCGAGCUGGAUCUGGCUACGGGAGGCACGGGAAACGGCCUCGCUCCGCGCAUCGUCACCCUCCGUCUCGGCAGCCCUUAGUGUCACCUGGCAUCAGAAAGGUCUAAAGGAAGGACUGCAGCCAUGGGGUGUUUCCAAUUUCUCAAAGUCAUGAUGUUCAUCUUCAAUGGCAUCAUCUUCUUGGCGGGAGCUGGGAUCCUUGGUGUAGGGGUGUGGGUCAAGGUGGACAGUAACUCGCUACUUGGUAUCCUGGGCAAAAUUCAAGAUGCUCCGGCGGGGCUGAACCAGCUGGUCAACGUGGGCUACCUGCUGAUCGCCGUGGGAGGGGUGCUGCUGGUCAUGGGCUUCCUGGGGUGCUGCGGUGCCGUGCGUGAGAGCAAGUGCAUGCUGUUACUGUUCUUUGUCAUCGUGCUUAUUGUCUUCAUAGCCGAGGUCGCUGCCGCAGUAGUAAUCCUGGUCUUCAGGCCCCUGGCGGAGAGUCUGAUUCACAUGCUGGGAAACUCGGUCGUCAGCAGCAUAAAGAAGGAUUAUGGGAAGGAUGUGGACCUGACGCUGUUAUGGAACACCACCAUGACUGGGCUGAAAUGCUGCGGCUUCAGUAACUACACAGACUUCACAGACUCACCGUACCAUCAGAGCAGCAGCCUCUACCCCGACCCCUGCUGCCUCACCCUGCCCUGCACACUGCAAAAUGCCACAAGCUCGAGCAUCCCAGGCUGCCUCCGUAAGAUCGUGUCGGCGAUACAGAGUAACUCGACCGUCCUUAUAGCCGUCGCGCUGGGAAUUGCGGCGCUGGAGAUGUCUGCCAUGAUAGUUUCGAUGACCUUGUACUGCAAGAUCGGCUCAGAGUGAUGAGGGUCCCUGCGGACGGCGUCAUCUGAACGAUGGUACAAACCUUUGACCAAUGCUGGAAAGUCACAUCAGAAAGAGAUGGUACAACCUCUCAGGCUGAAAAUGUGUGCGUUCUGUCUUUUUUUUUUUUUUAAAUGAUUUAAAAUUUGCUAAUUACAUUUUUUCUCUCAUUAAUAAGCUUUACUUAAACUGGUAAUUUCAGGAGAUAUCUUUAAAUCCUAUAUCUUUAUAGGAAAUUUUGUAUCUAUCAAUGGAAGGAUUUAACUGCAGCCUAAGUGUCACAUAUUUACAAUUCAUAUGUAAUGUUGAUGGUCUAUACACACAUACUCGGGGUGGCACUUAAGAUUUCUUAUUACUACAAUGUCUGGGGGGGAAAAGAGUACAGAAAAAGGUAAAGAAAUGGACGCUGAGGAACAAACCAAAGGUACAAGCAAUAUUAGGGCGUUUUUCCACCGCACCAGGUACCGUACUUUCGGUACUUCCAUAAAGUGCCGAAAGUUUGGUACUUCUUUCAUGUCGGUUUUCCACCGGCGCCAAAUGACAUCAUCAGUGAC
Molecule: messenger RNA, 1413 nt
Organism: Paramormyrops kingsleyae
Lineage: Eukaryota; Metazoa; Chordata; Actinopteri; Osteoglossiformes; Mormyridae
Gene: tspan34b
Product: tetraspanin 34b
Cellular component (GO): plasma membrane
Source: RefSeq, a predicted model, not a curated record